AUGAUCUAUGAUCUCAACAUCAACUGGUCACCGUCCACGACUGCAUCGGCUCUGGAAGUUACACUCCGCCAAGCAGCCGUCCUCGGCUUCGACGUCGUCGCCAUCAACCACGCAAUCAACAAGCUCCCCAUCCCUUCGCCCAUAACCAACCCACUCCCGCUGGUACCCCAGUCCAAGACCCUUCCGACCGUGCUCCGCCGCGCAACUGUCCAGUAUGCCGACCCACGCGACAACCACCGGCUCGACGCCGUCGCCGCCGCCUUUGACAUACUUGCCGUCUGCCCCACGAACGAGGCCGCAUUCAACCACGCCUGCGUCAACCUCACAGAGCCCAGUAUCCUCACCCUCGACCUGGCCGCCAACCUGGGCUUCUAUUUUCGCCCCAAGAGCGUCAUGGCUGCCGUGCGCCGCGGCGUCAGGAUAGAGAUUUGCUACAGCCAGGGAGUCGGUGCCCGUGAUUCUCGGUCUAGGGCCCUCUUUGUCGCGAAUCUGGUCGGGCUGCUCCGAGCCUCUAAGGGCAGGGGCCUGAUAGUGUCGAGCGGCGCGGCCGCCGGUUCACCUGGACUGCUGCGGGCCCCCGCCGACGUGGUAAACCUCCUGGCCGUGUGGGGUAUGGGCACCGAGAGAGCCCUGGACGCUCUCAGCGGGAACCCCAGGGGUGUGGUUGUGAACGAGGGUAUCAAGAGGAGCGCGUUCAGGGGCGUAAUAGACGUGGUGCAUGGCGCUGGCGCCGCGGAAGGCGAGGAAAAUGGGGGCGAAACCGCAGGCACCAUGGCGGGCGAGAAGAAGGGCAAGCAGGGAGGUAGCCAAGAAAAGGGUCUCAAAAGGAAAAACGGCGAGCAAACCGGUGCUGGCGACGACCAGAAGCUCAGCAAGAGGCAAGCAAAGAAGCAAAAGCAGCAGAGUCAGGUUGUAAAACAAAGUAGAGGAGCAGGCAAAGGCUAA
Pyricularia pennisetigena is the source of this 945-nucleotide messenger RNA. RefSeq lists its product as uncharacterized. Gene Ontology annotation, molecular function: RNA binding. The transcript has a single exon. The record is from RefSeq and is a predicted model, not a curated record. Gene Ontology annotation, biological process: tRNA processing. Bases 1 to 945 code for a protein of 314 amino acids. NCBI's taxonomy places the organism in Eukaryota, Fungi, Ascomycota, Sordariomycetes, Magnaporthales, Pyriculariaceae. Gene Ontology annotation, cellular component: nucleolar ribonuclease P complex.